CCAAAAUGGCGAUGGCAAUUGGGAUAAAAAGCAUCACGGGCGAUGCGCACUUCUUCGAGGAGAGCAUGAACCUGGACCGCAUCCGUAAGCUGCUGGACAACAAACUGGGUGUUGCCGGUCACAGCGAGAAGCUCGAGGCCAUGAAAACUCUGCUCGCCAGCAUCUCCAAGGGCGAAGACGUGUCUCCAUUCUUCGCUGACGUGGUGAAGAACGUGAUCGUGGCCAGUGUCGAAGUCAAGAAGCUCGUGUACAUGUACCUGGUGCACUACGCAGACGCCAACGCGCAGUGUCGCGAGCUGGCGUUGCUCAGUAUCAACAGCUUCCAAAAGGAUCUGGCCGACCCGAAUCAGCUCAUUAGAGCGCUGGCGCUACGGGUAAUGACCAGUAUCCGCGUCCGCGACAUCGUUCAGAUCCAACUCAUCGCUAUCCGCAAAUGCGCGGCCGACGACUCCGCUUAUGUCCGAAAAUGCGCCACAAAUGCGAUUAGUAAAGUGUUUGUGCUGGAUCCGGAACAGAAGGACGUUCUGGCUGAGAUCAUUGGGGAAUUACUCAAUGAUUCCAGUACAAUGGUGCUGGGGAGUGCCGUACAGGCCCUUAACGAGGUCUGUCCGGACAGACUGGACCUGCUACAUGGUCCUUUUCGGAAACUCUGCCAUUUAUUGGCAGAUAUCGACGAGUGGGGGCAAACUGUGACCCUCCAUGUGUUGAUACGGUACUGUCGAGAACAGUUCCAAGCCCCUGCUGUACAGGAGAAGAAGGAGAUGUUCCCUAAAAGGAAAAGUAAGAAAGGUUUCUAUUCGGAUGAAGGCAGUGGCUCGGACGACGACGAGAAGCAGAAACUGAUGAAGAACCGGUCGCCGUUUCUAUUGGGAGGAAAUUCCAUGCCCUCUGUUGGCUCCGUGUUCCGUAGUGACGCGCUGGCUAGCGGUAUUGGAGGAGGAGAAGAGCUGGAUGAAGACCAUCGACUGCUGCUACGCUCGUCCAUCCCGUUGCUUAAGUCGAGGAACAGCGCGGUGGUGCUGGCUGUGGCUACACUGCAUUACUAUUGUGGCACACAUAGUAUGGCUACAUCCACGUUGAUUGUGAAGUCGCUUGUAAAGAUCAUGCGGAACCAGCGUGAGAUCCAGUACGUUGUGCUGUCCGUCAUCUCGUCUAUGGGCACGUCUCGUCCGGACAUGUUCCGGCCCUUUCUGCAAGAGUUUUUUGUACGUGCGACGGAUCCUGCGUACGCACGGAAACUCAAGCUGGAGAUCUUGACGUCUUUGGUCACGAACGACAAUGUGAGUAUCAUUUUACGCGAGUUCCAGGCCUAUGUGCGUCACGUGGACAAGUCUUUCGUCACGAUGACGGUGCGUGCUCUGGGGCGUGUAGCUGACGCGAUGCCGUCAGUAGCGGAGCGCUGCUUGAGCGGCUUGAUGCGUCUGGUUCGCAGCUCGAACGACCAGGUCGUGGCGGAGAGUGUGGUGGUGAUCCGUCAGCUACUGCAGCAGCAAGCUAUCAGGAAGGACCGUCUUCUGGUCGUGCGCUCUUUGGCUGCAAUGAUGGUGACUGGCCGUGUGACGAGUCCAUCUGCGCGUGCUUCGAUCGUGUGGAUGCUGGGAGACUUCAACGAUGAUGGCAACGGCACGACGUGUGCGGCUGAGUCACUUCGACUGCUGGUUAAGGAAUUCUCGGACGAAUCGACUGAAGUCCGGCUUCAGCUGCUGAAUUUGUCAGUCAAACUGGGUCUACGAGAGCCUCAGAAGCGCACCAUCCAGCUGCUGCUUCAGUACGUGAUGGAGCUGUGCAAGUUCGACAUCGACUACGACGUCCGUGACCGUGCGCGGUUGGUCCGUGCUGCGCUCUCUGGAGACGCGAGUGUCGUGAACCCGCACAAGUUGUUUGCGAGCCAGAAACCAGCCCCGCUGAUUGGCUACGACGACGAGAGCAAGACGCGCUUCACGCUCGGAUCCAUGUCGAAUGUGGUGCGGCACAGUGUCCCUGGGUAUCUGACGUUGCCCUCGUGGCGAUCGGCCAAGCCAGAUCGAUCUCUACGUGAUGAAGCUGUGGUUGUGGGCACGACCCGCAGCAAUUCGUCGCGUCCUGGCGCCACGAAGCCGACGAAGAAGAAGGAGAGUGGCUCGAAGGGCUUUUACAGCGACGAGAGUUCCGGAUCCGAGUCCGAAUCGCAGUCGGAAUCCGAAUCGGAAUCUGAAAGUGGAUCCGACGAUGACUCGGAAAGCGGUAGCGACGCGAGUGGCUCCGACUCGGCUUCGGAAUCCGACAGCGACGUCUCGUCUUCGGAAAGCGAGUCCGAGGCCUCUUCCGAGGAGGAAGAGCGUUCACGUCGACGUCACAAGAACAAGACAAAGUCCCCGUCACAGUCGAAGAAGACGAAGCCAGUCAAUGCAUUCGACUCGCUGGAUCUCGUGGGUUCUCCCGGUAUGGCUCCAGCCAGCACGCCUUCCAUGCAGCCAUUCCCUCCCACGGCUGCGUCCACUGGCGCAUCUGCUAGCAAUCUGCUGGGCGAUCUCAUGAGUCUCAGCGUGUCUUCGUCGACGACGCCACCUCCGCGUCACGAGCUGCUGUCGUCGCUGGCUGGGAACGGACUGGACGUCCACUACGCGUUCCUCCGUCAGCCGUCCACGCACUCACCUGGCCUGAAUGUGGUCCAGUUGUGGCUGGCGAACAACUCGAACGAGCCCAUUGCACGCGUCCAAGUGGUCGGGAAGAACCCGCAGCAGGUGGUGUCGUUCCCAGAGCUGCCGGUCUUGUUCCCUGGCGGCUCGACGUCCACGGCGCAGCUCCACGUGGAUUUCCAGGGACGUGUGGACAACAUCCCGCUGGAGAUCAGCACGAGUGCAGACACGUACGACGUGGAUCUGUCUCCGCUUGUUGGCGAGCUGCUCGUGCCGCAGCAGAUGAACCUGGCAGACUUUGAGCGUCGCAUCUCGAUGACGGACGCGACGUCACUCCACACGAGUGAGCUGACGCUGUCUGCUCCAGUGCAGAUGAACGCGGUGGUGCAGGCUGUCCAGAAGCAGUGCAACGUCGCUCAGAUCUACGAGAUCAACAACAUGAAUGGGGUCGUGGGGAAAUGCAAGUUCGCGGGUCGGUUCCGUAGCGGCGACGCCAGUGCGGAACAGGUUCUGAUCGGCUUGGAAGUGCAGCUCCAGAGCGGCAAAGGACGUCUCCUCAUCGUCAUGCGGGACUCGGUACUGGCCCACCGACUUGGUGCGAGCAUCAAACAGUCUCUACCACUUCAAGUGGAGUAG
Phytophthora infestans T30-4 is the source of this 3254-nucleotide messenger RNA. Its product is annotated as AP-3 complex subunit beta, putative. Bases 12 to 3254 code for a protein of 1080 amino acids. Lineage: Eukaryota; Oomycota; Peronosporomycetes; Peronosporales; Peronosporaceae. The record is from RefSeq and is a predicted model, not a curated record. The transcript has a single exon. Gene Ontology annotation, biological process: vesicle-mediated transport; intracellular protein transport. Gene Ontology annotation, cellular component: AP-3 adaptor complex; membrane coat.